UUUUCCUCUGCACAGGUUUUGAUCAAUCUCCUUCUAAUAGCGCCUACCCUUAGCACCCCAGCUUUCCACCCAGCUUUCCUAAGGAUGUCAUGUUCCAAACUUCACUUCUGCUUUGCUGCAUUACUAGGUAAACGUAUCAUUCAGGACUCUAGGAAAGUAGGGGUGGAACAAAAGUGGAAGCUGUAGCACUGGCCAUACAAAGUGCCUGUAGCUGAAGCUAACCCCCUUCAAUGUCCUAUCUGUACUGGUGUCUUUCUUUGUUUGGAGAGAGUGGUAUUAUAGCGCUAUGUACUUGAAGCAAUAUAGACAUUCCCCCUGCCUCCUCCUACAAGAGCCAUUGAGAAGAAAGGAAGAUGCUGGUGUAAUUCAAGCAGCAGCAGCAGCAGCAGCACAGACAUGAGACUGGCCCUUUAAGAGCUGUGCAGGGAGCCGGGCACCGCCUCCAGCUCCGGGGGUGUGGAAAACAAGAAAGGGAUUUGUGUGAUCGUGUUAUUUGUCGCCAGUGUGACAGCAAUAGUGGAGCAUGCCGACUACAAAGCCAGGGGUGUAAAUCCCCCCGCGCAUCGUGCACCAGCAAUGAUCCCCAUCACAGGAUUUCUAAGAGAGGAAUGGAACAGCCAUGAAUGGUGAUGCACUUAACCAAGACUCUUCCUCCCAGAUUCCCGACUGGAAGGAGUUCUGUGAGCUUCAUGCACAAGCCGCAGCAGUAGACUUUGCUCAGAAAUUCUGCCAGUUUUUAAAGGAGAACCCUCACUAUAAUGCUCCAGGGGCAGAGACCUCAUUCUCCCACCAUUUUGCUGCCAAUUUUUUAGAUUUCUUCAGCUUUGAGGUUAGCAGGGUAUAUGUAUCCGAUUCUCCAACAAAGUAUAACAUUGUUCCCUUUGUAGGACUACAGAAUUGCCAGGUGCCUUUAGCAAGGGAUUUUGUUUCCAGGAAAGAGGAAACUUCCACAGAGUCAUUAGACAGCAUGGAGAAUAAUACAAUGACAAAUAAAUAUUUGAGUCGGACUCAAGCCAGGGCCCACAAGGUUUCAUCCUAUGGACACUCACGAAGCUCUGAGGAUGUUUCAGUACAUGGGAGCUCCAAGACAAAAUUUAAAAAGGGUUUCUCAUUGAGAAAUAUGAGUUUGUGUGUUGUGGAUGGCAUGAAGGAGAUGUGGCAUAGAAAGUCCUCACCGGAGCCUAGCAUAGACAAUGGAACAAUAAAACGGUCAGAGCGUGAACAUUGCACAGCAGGUAACAAGGAACAAGUGGAGCCACGGGAAAAAUGGACUCACAAAUUACGACUGUCAAAAAUGCAGGCAGCUAAGAUAGAUAUUGUUGAUAUUCAGAGAGAAGGAACUCUCAGGUUCAUGGUUGCCGAUGACACCAAUUGCGUUGGUAGCUCUCAGUGGCAAAAAUGUCGUUUGCUUUUGAGAAAAGCCGCAAAAAUUGAGGGUGAAAGAUUUCUCCUUGAAUUCUAUGUUCCCCCAAAGUCAUCAAAACCUAAAGUAAGCAUUCCUCUGUCUGCAAUCAUCGAGGUCCGCACUACAAUGCCAUUGGAGAUGCCUGACAAAGACAACACGUUUGUGCUAAAGGUAGAAAACAGUGCAGAGUAUAUUUUAGAAACAAUUGACUCUCUUCAGAAACAUUCUUGGGUGGCUGAUAUACAAGACUGUAUAGAUCCUGGAGACAGUGGAGAUGACAUAGAACUUUCGUCAUGUGAGCAGGGCGCAUGUCUGCCUAGUCGCAUCUCAUCAUGUAGCUGUGAGUUUCUUGCUGAAGGAGCUUACCGACCGCUUGAAAUGUGUGGUCAGGAUGUUUCUGCAAUGUCUGCCGUUUCUCCACCUGCUGUAACUCCUCGGAGCCGGGAGCAUGCUUCAGCAAACCACCUGGUACACGUCCCUCUAGAGAACUUCCUACAGACCUUGGAGACUCCUCCUGCAGCUAACCAAGGAGCAGGUGAAGAAGGCGAGAAAGAUGCUGAAAUAAAUCUGUUAGAGUAUCCUUGGUUUCAUGGGACACUGUCAAGAAUAAAGGCAGCUCAGCUUGUGCUCUCUGGUGGAACUCGGAGUCAUGGACUGUUUGUCAUUAGGCAAAGUGAAACACGCCCAGGAGAGUAUGUGCUCACCUUCAAUUUUCAAGGCAAAGCAAAGCACCUGAGAUUGUCCCUGAAUGAGAAUGGUCAAUGUCAUGUACAGCAUCUGUGGUUCCAGACCAUAUUUGAUAUGCUUAAACACUUUCACUCCCAUCCAAUACCUCUAGAAUCUGGUGGCUCAGCUGACAUUACUCUGCGCAGUUACGUUGUUGCACAGAACCCAUCAUCUGAACCUGGACCCUCUGUUGGUUUCCAGCAACAAAGCUGCAGGACUGAAACUCAAUCCCAACACUACUUCUCUACUACUAGUGGAACGAACAUCCAGCCUGUAACUCCUCCAGAAAACUCAUCUUCCACUACACACCCAGCAUAUCACAGAGUGGAAGGGACUCUUGGUGCCAGGAGCCGAAGCAACAGUGCAGAGCUUUUACUGGAAUCAUCCAAUGGGAGCACAGAAGACUACCAUGAAAGUGAUGGGUCUCGGAGUAGGACAAGGGCUGUCGAAAAUCAAUAUUCUUUUUACUGACAAAUACAAUUUUCAAUCACAGCACUAAUGGUUUUCCACAUUUCUAAUUUAUGUAAUAAUGCUGAGAAUUAUUAGUAAGCCAUCUGAUGUUAUAUAAAGCCAAACCAAUAACAGAGCCCAAAUUGUAUGGAAAGAAACAUGAGGACCUCAUGUUAUGAAAUCCAUUGGCACAGACUGGGACUGAUCCCCAUUUCAGCUGUCUGAAGUCCAGUUGUAAUCAAAGAUGGCUACAUAUUUUUGGAUACAUGUAAUGUAAAUGAAGUCUCCUAAUGGAAAGUGGGCAGGCAUUCCUGUACUCUAUAUCAUGCUCAAAAAUCAAGUGUCAACGGGGCGGUGUUAACCCUUAGCAUGCAUGCCUUCUCCCUCACUCCUACCUGCCUUGACUGAUUGACAUAGAGGGUACAGUCCUGAAAGCCGAGCCCUAUACAUCAGUCAGUCAAGGCAGGGAGAGAGGAGGCAUGCAUUUUGGGGCUUGGCACCACCACCUUGACACUUGAGCUCUGUUUAGGAUAUACAGCUGACAGAUUCCUUUUAAAGCUCAUAAGUAAGUAAAACAUGCAACCAUUACCUGUUCACAGUGCACUGGAAAUGCAAAUUUACAUUAAAUCAAAGGGACUGUAUGAGAUCAGAAAUAUAGGACUAUUUUCUCUAAAAACUGCAUCACUCCCAUCUGAAGGCUGUACUGUAGUUUAACGCGAAUGGGGUUAAACUGCAGUACUGCCCCUCAAAAGACGUGGUUCUGUGUGUGAGGGGGGGGGGGGGGGCAGAUAUCUCACUACAACAAAUGCCCAAUAUUUAACCCGGCAAAAUGCAAUUUCAUUUAUUAUUUGCAUUUCUAUUCAAUUACCAAUUUCCAAGUAUUGAGUAGAAUAUUUUCCUGCACAGUUCUUAUUUUACAUGUCUACUGUUUAAUAUAUAAAACAACUAAUGCUCUAUAAAUGAAGCAUUAAGGCAUCUAGUAAAUAAAUAUAUGGCUUGCAUCACACCAGCAUUGCUUUUUUGUUGGUCUGUACCAUCAUUGGAGCAGAACAACAAAAGAAAAAACAGUGUCACAACAAAAGAAAAACAUACGAUACCUGAUGGACCCCAUUGACUUUAAUUGUGUCUGUCGGUUUCCAGUCUGGUGUUCUGUUCUUCUAACCACAGCACCCUGUGUCAUUUUGUCUGGUAUUUUUGUGGCAGAGGAAUCCAACAUCACCUCCAGCCUUAUAUGUUAUUAUAUUAGGGUCAUGUUUAAAAAUUCAGUCAUUAUCUAAAAGGCAGAAAAUAUGAAAUGAACUUGCAAGUUUGGGAAAAUAAGCAUAGUGUCAGUUGCCACAAUCCACACUUCUUUGGAAUCCCUUUUCCAAUCAUGUUUUUGUCUCUUUGUUUUAUAUUGAAUGACUCACAGCAUCUAGAUCUGUCUCGUAUUCCUCUCUCCCUCUUGCAUAAGCACAUAGGUGACAAGUUCAGCACAAUUCAUUUCUGUACGGUUUACUUAAAAACACUUAAUAUAAGCACAGGCUAAUGGUUACACUGGCAGCAGCAUAGCUUACAAUCACAAUUUACAUUCAAUUCUACACAGAUUUUUAUUUUUUAUUUUUUUGAAGAGCCAUUACCCCGAUGCAUAAAAAAAGUGCAAAUGUGUCACACAAAAAAGUGCACAAGGAUGCGGUUUAUCGCAAGCCCUUCUCCCAAAGGAGAGGGGCCCCGCAAACCUUCCCCUUCAGACCAAAAGGCACAUGCAAGGGCCCAGGAUCGAUGUCUUCGCCAAAGCUCAGGGAGGACCAACAUUGCUCCCGGCAUCCACCUGAGCAGCAACCCAAGUAUCAAGGAGCACAACACUGAUUGGCAUCUCUGUAAAAAUGGGUCCAUGCUUGCAGGGAGGUGAGGAACCCCAUGGCCACACACAGCUCCCCUAGACCUUCAGGAGAGACAUCUCAAAAGGGAACUGUACCCUGAAAGAUCCCUGUGGACUAACACAUAUAUAAAAGAGUGAACAUGGUGACAAAAAGAAUAAAUACUCAAACGUGUGCUAUGAAGUACUGCCUGGACAUCUGGCUAGAUCUAUGAAAAAAUUCUCAUAGCAACCAUGCAGCUAGAAGGCCCAGAGGCUGUAGGAAUAAGGGUAAAAAUGGAGUGCGUGACCCAGUAAUGUGCAAUCCUGUGUUGCCACCAUAGUUUUUUUCUAGUUUUGAGAUCCUUGGCUAUUGCUAAAUGUAGUUACACAGCACACAGAAGAUGAUUGUUGACUUGCACAGAAGAGACACACAAUACUCUGUAUUUCAUCAUGCAAAUUUCAUCAUGUGUCUUAGCACAAGUUUCUUUUUAUGUCCAACAUUAGCAAAAUUAGCAUCAGCAGAGAAGAUUACAAUGCUACACCGGUUUAGAGGAAUUCGGUAAAUAUACUUUCAGGUUUCUUUAGUCCUUGCUUUGUUGUAAUCUAGCAUGGUGGGAGAAUUCUAUAAAUGUUAGUUAUCAGAUUAGAACAUAUAAAAACCACUUUUCCACGUUUCACUACACAAGAAAAACCCUUGCCCCUGUUUGGAAAUCAAGAAAAGCCAAUCAUGUUUCCUAUUUAAUGGAGUCGAGUCAGAUUUAAAGGUGUAUUGGCAAAAUCUGAGAUGGAUUUAAUAGGCACUGCACUAAAAUAAGUAGUUUUUUUAGUGAUAUGAUCUGCAUUAACAGACAAUAAGAAUGUUCUCAAAUAUUCUAUAAUUGUAUCUUAACUUUGGCAGAUAAAUAAAAAAGGCAUAGUCCCCUAUCAUGAUCUUCCACAGCUCUCAGUAUGAUAGCGUCAAGUUUCCCCAUCACCCUGCCUCCUUUCUCCAAAAAUGGACUCCUCUCAGGAGUGAUGGCCUGCUUAGCCAAUUACUGACUGAGGCAGGAGACCACUGUGGCCAGUGAUUGGCUGAGCAGGUAAGUCCAUCUGAGAUGAGUCAGUCUUGGAAGUAGAAGGCAGAAUGAUGAGCAGGGUACGGGAUGACGUCACCAGGGGACUAUGGGGGAGAUCUAUCAAAACCUGUGCAGAGGAAAAGUUGCCCAUAGCAACCAAUCAGAUCGCUUCUUUCAUUUUCCUUUGCACAGGUUUUGAUAAAUCUCCCCCUAUGUCUUUUUGUUGUAUUUUUAAAGCACCCCCAGCAAACUAUAAAACAUUUUAUGUGCCCGUAUAACCCCAUUAAUGCUCAAUCUUGGCCACCUAAAAGUUAAAUGCUCUAAUGUUCCAAGUUAGGCUAUAAAUAUUUAAAGAGGUUUUUCCGCAGGGGUCAGGGUGCCUUUAAAAUAAAAAAUAAGGGAUAUUCACCUCUCUGAUCCCUGUCGGAGGACAAUAUUAUUGUUUUCAUAUUUUGCAGACCUGAAUAUUAAGAGAAAAUAGCAAACGUGUUAUUUCAUUUUUUCCUAUAAAUUAAUAGUACAAGUGGUGACGAGAAACAUAUCAUAUAUCUUAUUACAGAAAAAUGCCUCUUUCUCCACUUGUCAGACUCCUUCCCUUUCUCCCUUCACUGAUCGCUCAUUCUGAGUUCACUGGUAAAAUCCUUUUUCUGAGAGGCAGAUAUAACAAUGGAUUAUCAGCUCACUAAGGGAUUUAAGUUACAAUUGCUGCCACUAAAAACUAUGGAGAAGGGAGGAGGAAGAGGAAGCAGGUGAAAUGAGAUUAACACACAGACGCUGGAAGACAGUGCUACUGCUUCUAAUAAGUGUUCUAUCCUACUCAGUACUGCUUUAUAAUGUCCUCAGUGCUGCUACUGCUUUUGUAUGUGUGAAAAAAGUAGAAAUAGUUGCCAAGAUUAAAUUCACAAAACCCAUAAUGUAAGAAUCCUAUAAAAUCCUACUGCUUUUUAAUUUAGAGAAAUGUAAGUUACCACUUAGACUAUCAUCUUGUAGGAAGACAACAAAAAAAAAACUACAAACAGCCUGACUCAGAAGGACUUGGCAUGUUUGUAUAUUUCACAAAAAAAACAUACAUUUUAAUGGAAACCAUGUCAUUUUUCUAAAUUGGUGCUGUAUAGGGAAUGAAUUCAGCUUGCCAGGUACAGCUGAGUACUAAGAUCCUCAGUAAUGGGACACCCUGUAAUCAGUUUUUAUUUUAACAUAAAGAGGGAUUUAUCAAGACCAGCAUCCUACUCACUUGAUGAAUGCAGAUACAUGGAAGGAAAUUACAUAGAUUCCCAUUACAAAUUUUGCCUGCUAGUAAAUUAGGUCCCCUUCAUGACAAACCACGCCUCCUCCAUCACAAGCUCCACCCACUCAGUGCACAUGUUGUAAACUUGCAAAAAGUCUCAUAUGUUUUGUGCUUAGCUGGAGCUUUCUCUGAAAAUAUGCAUCUUUGUUGUUCUUCACUGUUUUUCCAAUGAUAAAGAGUUCUUCUAGCUUUCCAUUUUGAACUGCAUUGCUAUUAUUAUAAAAUAUGCUAUCAGAAUCCGUAUUACAAUGAUAUAGACAUCCAUCCUAAGCUUCCAAUUUUUAUGGAACUUGAGGAUUGUUAAAGAGAUAUUCCUAUUUUAGCUCUAUAGCAUAUCCACAGCCCAUACAUAGCAAAUAGGUGCAAGUAUCAACUCUGCUCGUACUGCUCUUUCUAUAAUCACCAUAGACCGCCAUUGAAUCAAGUGGAGACUGUUCAUAUGAUGGUGGUCCUAGAGGUGGGACCUGUGAAUAUGCCAUAAAUACUUAAGAUCGGAAUACCCCUUAAAUCAUUUAGAAGGAUUGAAAUGUGUUAAUGAGACAAUUUAAAGCAAGCUGUAAUGAUGUCUGGCCAACAUAUUGUAGCUGUUUGUGACAUCUUUCAGUACCCAGAAUUCUUAUAUAGGUAUGGUCCUUUUUUUUGGGGGGGGGGGGGGGUUAAAAAAUAUAAAAAUAAAAAAUCUGUAUACUCAAUAUUCCCUUAGACCAGUGUUUCCCAACCAGGUUAACUGAGCUUGCUGGGAGUUGUAGUUUUGCAACAGCUUGGUUGUAAAAGUGGUUAGGAAACACUGGCCCUGAUUUACCAUUAUAAACCUGACCUGUUUUGUCGGGUCUUGCUCCAGAACUUGGCGCAUUGCACCACAAAUUGUGUCUGCGCCAGAAUUUGCACCAGAAUUUGCUCCAAAAAAUGUAAAAACCUGACUAAUUCUCCAUUUUACUCAGAAAACCGUAAAAAAGGGGCAUGGUUGCCCGAAAAAGGGGUCAUGUCCCUGACAUUUUCAAAGAAUCCCAACAUAUUUACUAAGGAUUUCACAGAGAAUGUGGUGAAUUUGAGCUCUGAAAAACCCCACGGCUCAGAGCAGUUGGAAGAAAAGAAAAAGCAAAAUGUAGGGAAAAGUGCAAAACCUUAGUAAAUACAGUGGAAAAAAAACUUGUAGGGAAUUAAAACCCACAAAGAAAACUCCACUCCACUCUUAGUAAAUCGGGGCCAAUGUCUUGGUCUAAUGUCGAGAUCUUUAUUUCUCACCAUCUGUCAUAUGUUUUCUGCAUUGCCCUAAGAAACAUAACCACAAAAAGCCUGCAAAAAAGUCUUGCAAACAAAAAGCAUAGCUGAAUUGUGGUGUGCUGUAGUGCUGUGUAAGAUGCCACUGGAUUAGUAUUUGAACUAUAUGCACAAUAUACAUAUAUAUAUAUAUAUAUAUAUAUAUAUAUAUAUUCCAUUAAAGUUCUUAGGAGGCAGCAUGAUGAUAUGAUUGAUAACAUACUUGUUUACAUGUAGAGUUUUCCUAAAGCAAAUUUUCAUAUUUUGUGUUUUUCUUUCUAUUUGCCCUGGUCCUUAUAAUGCUACAGUACAACUAGGGUUAUUGUAAGGAUUUGGCUGUGAAUAGAGGUUGAAAAGAUAUUACAUUUGUAAGAUUGAACUAGUCAAAUGGACUGGUUCAUUUGGGGUUACCACAAUGAAGACGGUCAAUGAUUACCAUAAAUGUUUUAUUUUUAGAGAACCCUGUAAACAUGUAGACGAAGUGUAUACAUUUGUGUUGUUGUAUAAUUGUUACAUAAUUUAAAAACUGCCAAAAUACACACAUGUAAGAAAUAGAGGUUUUUGGUAAUGUAAUGACUAUUUCUAUGUUUCCUUUCCUUUAGAGUACGUUCCUUUUAAAGUCGGUAAUAAAGAUGCUUAAGUAUGUCUUGUGGAUUUAUAGGAUGGUGUAACAUAUGAGAUUAGUUCAUAUGAACAGGUGGAAUGCCUGAACUUCACCUCAUAUACUUAAUACACAAAUUUUUUUUUUAGUAUUCAAGAAAUAGUUU
Messenger RNA from Hyla sarda, 8791 nucleotides. RefSeq names its product SH2B adaptor protein 2 (gene SH2B2). The coding region runs from base 620 to 2602 and encodes 660 amino acids. The record is from RefSeq and is a predicted model, not a curated record. The transcript is spliced from 9 exons. Gene Ontology annotation, molecular function: transmembrane receptor protein tyrosine kinase adaptor activity. Lineage: Eukaryota; Metazoa; Chordata; Amphibia; Anura; Hylidae. Gene Ontology annotation, cellular component: plasma membrane. Gene Ontology annotation, biological process: antigen receptor-mediated signaling pathway; intracellular signal transduction.